Messenger RNA from Cercospora beticola, 1090 nucleotides. Its product is annotated as BTB/POZ domain-containing protein. The record is from RefSeq and is a predicted model, not a curated record. Gene Ontology annotation, molecular function: protein binding. NCBI's taxonomy places the organism in Eukaryota, Fungi, Ascomycota, Dothideomycetes, Mycosphaerellales, Mycosphaerellaceae.
CCCUGCGCGAGUAGCCCACCGGCAGUCGCAGCGACUGAAUGCAAUAAAGGCGCAGUCCUUGCAGAACAUCGACUACGACCACCACUACCAAACAUCUAGCAACAUGGCGCCGACAACAGCGAGCCCCUUCAUUACCAUCCGCGUCGACGACGGCAAAGCCCGUCCAACGCACUUCUUCGUCCAAAAAGAUGUCCUCUGCCGAACCUCCCCAUUCAUGCAAGCACGCUGCAAGCCCGAAUGGUCGCAAAACGGUAACAACACCAUCAUUCUCCCCGAAACCACCCCGCAAGCCUUCCAACUCUACAUCGACUGGCUCUACCACGGCAGCGUCUGCCCCUCCAAAUACGCCACUCUCGAAGAAAGCAGCAAAGCCUACUUCGUUCUCGGCACAGCCUACGUCCUCGGCGAAAUACUCCAAGACAUCCCAUUUCGUGUCGCGAUAAUCGACACGUUGCAUCAGCGUUGUCUCCCCGAGGAUUUCGAGCCAAGUGUCGCGUGGGUCGUAGACAUCAUCACUGUAAUCUACAACGGCACAACCAACGCCUCGGGCGCUCGACGCUUCGUGACAGACAUGGUACUUGUAAAGAAUGUCAGCGCGGAGCUUUGGGACUACAGCGACGAACUACACAAAGACUUCUUCCGCGAUCUUGCUCGUACGUAUCAUUUGAAGGGCGGGACGGAAGCUGCUAGCCUCCGAUGGACCAGUCCUGGGUGUCAUUAUCAUGCCAACGACCUCGACAGCACCUGUCCUUGUCUCAUCGCCGACGAACCAAAACAUGGCUCGGGAAACCAAUCCGCUAAGCGGAAGACUCUGAGUCGGGACGAAGGUGGAGGUGUAAAGUUCCUUCGGCAAAAUCGUGUCGAGCGAUGGAGCGACAACGCUGGGAUAUUGUGGGCGUGAUCCAGAGUUUGACUGAUUGCGCGCACUUUUGGCCAGUGCGGAUCAUCGCCAGGAAGCGGAAGAGAGCGUGAUGGUGCAUGUAUAUUGAGGCGAUAAAUACAGCCCCGCAGCAAAAGGUCACGUUCAGGCAGAGCGGGACCGCACUCAUCAGUCGCAAGACAAGACCAAAGUCGAAUGCAGCAGGGAAAC